Molecule: messenger RNA, 1357 nt
Organism: Glycine soja
Lineage: Eukaryota; Viridiplantae; Streptophyta; Magnoliopsida; Fabales; Fabaceae
Product: ABC transporter I family member 21-like
Exons: 6
Coding region: 198-1088 (296 amino acids)
Molecular function (GO): ATP hydrolysis activity; ATP binding
Source: RefSeq, a predicted model, not a curated record
AGUUUAGUGCUACUCUGCAAUGAAUUCAUGUCGUUUGACACACACGCCGUGCGUUUUGAAAGUUCCAUACCAUUAAGCACCGAAAAGCGGUGGGUGGAAGUGGCGACGUGGUUGGUGGUGUCUUCACACAUUUUGUUGGUUGGUUUCAACUACCGCGUGCACUGACGUGUAACUUUUCUACUGGCUCCCAAGAGAAUAUGAAUAGCUCCCUCUCUGGCAAUGGUGGUUCCACAACAAUGGCGGCAGAAAACGAAGAUUCCUGCGGAAUCCGCGUCACCGGCAUGCAAUUCUCCUACGACGUGCAGCAACCGCCGCUCUUCCUCGACUUCAACCUCAACGUCUCUCCCGGAUCCCGCUGCCUCCUCGUCGGUGCCAAUGGAUCCGGAAAGACGACUUUGCUGAAGAUUCUGGCGGGGAAGCACAUGGUUGGAGGAAGAGACGUUGUGCGCGUCUUGAGUGGUUCCGCUUUUCACGACACUCAGCUCGUUUGUAGCGGAGAUCUCGCUUAUUUGGGCGGAUCUUGGAGCAAAAACGUUGGCUCCGCUGGAGAAAUUCCGCUCCAAGGAGACUUCUCUGCUGAACAUAUGAUCUUUGGAGUUGAGGGUGCUGAUCCAGAAAGGAGAGAUAAGUUAAUUGAGCUGCUUGAUAUUGAUCUACAGUGGCGAAUGCAUAAGGUAUCUGAUGGGCAGCGGCGUCGAGUGCAAAUCUGUCUUGGUCUUCUUCAUCCGUACAAGGUUCUCUUGCUGGAUGAGGUUACUGUGGAUCUGGAUGUUGUUACUCGGAUGGAUUUAUUGGACUUCUUUAAGGAAGAAUGUGAACAGAGAGAAGCUAUAAUCGUAUAUGCAACUCAUAUUUUUGAUGGACUGGAGACAUGGGCAACUCAUUUGGCAUACAUACAAGAUGGUGAACUGAGAAGAGCAGAAAAAAUAUCAAAUGUUAACGAGUUGAAAUCUUCAACUAAUCUGCUGUCUGUUGUUGAGGCCUGGCUUCGCGCUGAAACAAAGCUUGAAAAGAAGAACCCUGUCCAAAAGACUUCUGUUGCCAGUUCUCCUUUCUUUUCAUCUAGACACAUGGCAUACUAUAGAUAGUGUUUUUGACACAGAUUUCUUAUGAAAAUAAUUUGGGUGGCAAAUACAAGUAAUUCAUUCUUUCAUGCUUGUCAAGUUUGUGGUUGCUUAUAUUUUCAACAUUUUGUUUUGGAGUAGUUAUACGUUUAAACAAGCAUGAUUAAAUGAAUCAUAGCCUUAUAAUCACCAUGAAGUCAUAUGGGGCUGGCUUUGGUCGAUAACAUGUAUUCCUUUUUCAUACCAUAAAUGAAACAUAAUUGCUGAAUGCUGAGACUAUAUACUUUUGCCAA